Molecule: messenger RNA, 1245 nt
Organism: Trifolium pratense (red clover)
Lineage: Eukaryota; Viridiplantae; Streptophyta; Magnoliopsida; Fabales; Fabaceae
Exons: 5
Coding region: 250-1008 (252 amino acids)
Biological process (GO): translation
Cellular component (GO): ribosome; mitochondrial small ribosomal subunit
Molecular function (GO): small ribosomal subunit rRNA binding; structural constituent of ribosome
Source: RefSeq, a predicted model, not a curated record
AAUUAAAUUAUUCACACCAUUAAUCACACGUUCAAUUUUCCACGUAACACACGCGCCUCCUUCUCUGCAUCAACAACAUCAACACGCAGACCUUGAAAUUUCAUCUCCGACCACCGUCGUCAUCGCCGUCGACUUCGAUCUAUCUUGUUUCCGAUCUGUUCAGUCACGCCGUCGCCGUUCUUGUUCUCCGCGGCACGAUUCACAACAUCUUAACAGAUUCAAACCUUUUUGUUUGAAGUAGGUAAAAAAAUGAAGAUUGUUUCAGGUGCAGUUAGGUCAUUCAAAGACAAUUUGUCACAUCACAACCAUUUUCUCAGAAACCUUUCUACUUGGCCAUUUCCAGGAAAUGGAACUGCUAAUCCGGAGGAAUUUGAGCAGAGGAUAUUCAGUCCUAUGGGAAAUUCAAAGACUGAUGCCAUUUUAGAUAAGCUCAAUCAACAACGGGCAAGGACUCGAGAUAGAUCUGCUGGAAAUACCCAGCUGUUGGAUGAUCUCGAACGAAGUUUUGACACAUUAUCUGAUGGAAUGGAUGGGAAACUCAAUAAUGCUGCCAGAUACUUUGAAAUUGAUCCUAAUGAAAUCGAUAAAGAAGAUUAUUCUUAUCGAUAUGAUACCACUUUUCAAAAGGGAUCAAAAUAUGAUACAAAGGAUCUUGAUCUUAAAAAACCUGCUGCACAAAAAUACUCCAAAAGGGAUGAGUUCAUAGUAUCCACUAAAGAAGUUCUUAGUCAAGCAGAUUUCAGGAAUGUAAGAUUUUUGGCAAACUUCAUAACAGAAGCUGGAAUUCUUAUCAAGAGAAGCAAGACUGGCAUCAGUGCAAAGGCUCAAAGGAAGGUUGCAAGGGAGAUUAAAACUGCACGAGCAUUUGGCUUAAUGCCCUUUACGACAAUGGGUACUAAGAAAUUUGAUUAUGGGAGAACUAUGGAGAAUCUUGAUGAUGACUUCUCGUACAGGAGUGAAAGGAGAAACAUGCCUAGUGAACCUGAUUUGGAAGAAGACAUCGCUUAAGGCAACCUUAUUAAUGUUUAUGCCGCGGUGUUGAAUUAGCUUGCAUAAUUUUUUAUUUUUUAUUUGGUUUCUCUACCUAGAUUAAGAGACAGUUGAAAUUUAUUGAAUAAGUGAUUUUGCUGGUAUACCUUGAUUGCUAUGGUGCCUAUGUUGUAGUACUUUUAUUUAUAUAGACCACAGACUUUGGUUGGUGCAAAUCUAGCCACUUUAAACAAAGAUGUUCACUUAUUGAAGCCA